Prionailurus viverrinus (fishing cat) is the source of this 462-nucleotide messenger RNA. RefSeq names its product keratin-associated protein 11-1. The transcript has a single exon. NCBI's taxonomy places the organism in Eukaryota, Metazoa, Chordata, Mammalia, Carnivora, Felidae. The coding region runs from base 1 to 462 and encodes 153 amino acids. Gene Ontology annotation, cellular component: keratin filament. The record is from RefSeq and is a predicted model, not a curated record. Gene Ontology annotation, molecular function: structural molecule activity.
AUGUCCUACAACUGUUUCACAAGAAACUGCUCUUCCAGGCCAAUUGGAGGACACUGCGCUGUCCCAGUGGCCCCGGUUGCCACGGCUUCUACCCAGGAUGCCGACUGCCUGAGCGGCAUCUAUUUGCCCAGUUCCUUCCAAACUGGCUCCUGGCUCCUGGACCACUGUCAGGGGACCACCUGUGAGCCCACUGUUUGCCAGCCAACCUGUCACCAGCAAAAUCCUUGCAUCUCCAGCCUCGGACAGGUGACCUGCUCUCGACAGACCACCUGUGUCUCUAAUCCUUGCUCGACCACCUACAGCCGGCCACUCACCUUUGUCUCCAGUGGCUGUCAGCCCCUGGGUGGCAUCUCUAAUGUGUGCCAGCCAGUGGGAGGAGUCUCCACUGUCUGCCAACCAGCCUGCGGGGGCUCCAGGACGUACCAGCGGUCCUGCAUGUCCAGCUGUCGAAGAACUUGCUAA